CUUUCUGACAUGGUUGUGUUCUGACACCCUCAGUAAUCGUGUGGAGGCAUGGACAAGAGAUGUUGCGUUCUUGCUCAGACAAGAAGGCAGGCCUGUGGUUAAUCUCAUCCCUGAUAAGAACAGAAGGCGAGUGAUGGAGAAGGACUGGCAGAGCACAGACAAAGUGACCGACUGGCUAAGACAGGAAGCCAUUAACUACACCAAACCAUUUGUCCUUUACUUGGGAUUGAAUUUACCACACCCUUACCCUUCACCUUCUUCAGGAGAAAACUUUGGUGCUUCUACGUUUCACACUUCUCUGUAUUGGCUUGAUAAGGUAGCUUAUGAUGCUAUCAAAAUCCCAAAGUGGCUGGCUUUGUCAGAAAUGCACCCUGUGGACUAUUACUCUUCCUACACAAAAAACUGCACAGGGAAAUUUACUGAAGAGGAAAUUAAGAAUAUUAGAGCAUAUUAUUAUGCCAUGUGUGCUGAAACAGAUGCCAUGCUAGGUAGGUGGUAUAAUUAAUAAGCAAUUACAGGA
Cricetulus griseus (Chinese hamster) is the source of this 520-nucleotide messenger RNA. The record is from RefSeq and is a predicted model, not a curated record. Lineage: Eukaryota; Metazoa; Chordata; Mammalia; Rodentia; Cricetidae.